AUGCAUAAAAUUACCCUCCUUCUCGCGGCCCUUUUUGGCUUCAUUCUCCUCCUCACCUCCGGUGCUUCCGCGAAGGAUCCGUGCUUCUUCGCACCCGGCUACGCUCCCCCCGUCCACGAGGCCAAAACAGCGCUCUCCAACUACCUCAGAAACUGCAACAACAACAACACCCCGCGUGUCCCCAUCAUGAAUGGAGGCCAGGAAACCUGGGGAUGCACCGAGGAUUUCGCCGUCUUUGAGAGAGCCGCCAUCCGCAUCUGCCCAUUCACCGACGCUCAGCAUAAGAAACCCAGGAUCCAGUGGACGUGUGACGAGAUCCGUUCUACGGGCGAGGCAUUGAUCCAGAAGUGUCAGAAGGAUGGGCUUGUAGCUGGAAAGAUGAGUUUCAGGGACCCGGUCAGAGGCGAAAUGAAGAUCACCUGGAACUAUCUGAAGCCAAUGCCACCACACUAA
Morchella sextelata is the source of this 453-nucleotide messenger RNA. RefSeq lists its product as uncharacterized. The transcript has a single exon. The record is from RefSeq and is a predicted model, not a curated record. The coding region runs from base 1 to 453 and encodes 150 amino acids. NCBI's taxonomy places the organism in Eukaryota, Fungi, Ascomycota, Pezizomycetes, Pezizales, Morchellaceae.